Molecule: messenger RNA, 1549 nt
Organism: Priapulus caudatus
Lineage: Eukaryota; Metazoa; Priapulida; Priapulimorpha; Priapulimorphida; Priapulidae
Exons: 3
Coding region: 1-312 (103 amino acids)
Source: RefSeq, a predicted model, not a curated record
AUGAGAAGCAGUGCGGGCGGGACAGUAGGGGGCAGGGUGGACGCGGUGGGAGUGGCAGGUUCAGACAUCGACGAGGAGGAAGAGAGAAGGAAGCUUCAGGAAACCCCGGACGGCGGUGCAAAGGAAGAGAAGGAAGGAGAGGAGAACAAGGAGACGACGAAGGCAGCAAAGGAUGAAGCCAGUAGAGACGCGCCUGUUGCCGCCGGUAACGACACCUCAGAUGUAGCCAAACCGAUGGCACCCACUACACCUACAGGUGGCACCAUGAAGUCAGAACAAGUGGCGGCACCUGUCGUGGAAAACGCUUCGUGAAAUCCUACUCCAUCUUGAAAAAUCGCUCCGACCAGCGGCCAUGUUUGUGCUCAACGUUGAUGGUGUCGCAGCCGUGUUUAUGCGCGGUGUUGGUAGGUUGCGGCCAUGUUUGUGCCUAACAAUGGUGGUGCCGCAGCCACGUUUAUGCGCGACACUGGUAUGUUGCGGCCAUGUUUGUGCUCACCGCUGGUAGUUUCGCUGCUGCCGUGCGCUUACGGUACACCGUCUCGCUGCGUACCCCGAGUUGAUCCAGUCUGCGUAACGCGUUCCUGUAUAAAGUAGAGCAUCGCUAACAUACGUCAAUACCGCCUGCUCGUUGUCGCGUGUUCUUGCGUGUGCGCUUUCUUCUUCAGUUUACUGAAACAGCGCCCGUUUUAACUCGCCGUCGCUGUAGACCAGGAUUGUUGAGAACCGGGCACCUCAUGUUUAGCGCUCGGUUGACACGUGGCGCCAUCUAUCAUAGAUUAUCUUUGCGCAUAUCGUGUUUCUUUUUUUAAGAUUUUGUUGUUCAUUAUGCCGUCUGAUGACAGAGAUCGUGGUUGCCAUGUGUGCUGUUGUAUUUAUUUAAAGUCAUUGGAUGGUGCAAAGUGACUGCUCUUAAGUUGUUGUUAUUUAUUGCCUUGCAUGAAUGGUUUCUAUGCUGUUUACAGUUUACUAGAGCGUAAGAUAAGUCAGUGGUCAGACUAUGAUAGUUCUUGCUAGAAGCACACACACACGUGGAAUAAUCUGUACAGAAUAAGAUGGCAAUGAUAAUAUAUAUAUAUAUAUAUAUAUAAAUAUAUAUACAGUCAGACCUCUAUAUAGGUCACUAAAAGGGAAACGCCAAGUUUGUCCUUUAUAGACAGAUGUCCGUUAUCAAAAGGUAGUUUCACUGUAUAAUAAUAUAUUUACCAAGUUUGUUUGUUGUAUAAAGAGCUUAAUUGUAGAGUUUAAUCCGACUUGAGCAUGAACUUGCACGACCGCUUCAUUUAAUGUAUGUUCCGCAUGGGAAACUGAUCCGUGUUAAUCAUUGUUCGAUUUUUGUUCCGCAUGGGGAAUAGAUCCACGUUGAUCAACGUUCGAUGGAGAGGUGGUCGCGUGUGUAUCGGGCAGUCACGGUCGUCACGGCGACAGUUGCCUUGGUGACCGCCGUCGAGACGACUGUCGUCACGUUGCUUCGAGUGCUGGGUGUGUCGUUGUUUUUUAAUGCGAGUUCGUUUUGUAAAAUAUAUGAUGCGAUGUGCUUUGUAAUACGGAA